Messenger RNA from Panthera uncia (snow leopard), 1432 nucleotides. It is a transcript of the gene CLEC2A, whose product is annotated as C-type lectin domain family 2 member A. The coding region runs from base 261 to 773 and encodes 170 amino acids. The record is from RefSeq and is a predicted model, not a curated record. The transcript has 5 exons. Lineage: Eukaryota; Metazoa; Chordata; Mammalia; Carnivora; Felidae.
UUUUGCCAAUUUCAUGACACUCCUUUGCUUAUUAUGGAUGAGUCAACUUCCCACUUAUCCUAAUGAAUCUGUCUAUUUUUAUCUCUGGUCUGAACUGGUUUGACAGUUUACUCAUACCACUUCUCCUUGGUUCAAAUGAGCAUUGCCAAUUUUUCCACUACAGUUGGACAUAAAAGCCUGCUGAUUCUUUUUCUUUGUUAGCGAUGUAUGGAGGUAGCCUUCUAGUACUCUCCUGUUGAUCUGGAUCAAUCACAGAUGUCAUGAUCACCCCAGAGCUGCGUGAUGCGAGGCAUGGUAACUGGAUAUGCAGGAGAAUUCACAAAUUGAAAAAAGGCUGGAUGUUACACCUUUGUAUGUAUCUCUCGCUCAUACUGGCCAUUGCCAUACUAGCAACAAAACUUUCAAAGUGUUCCCAAACUAUGGCAUGUGAGGAUGAAUGGAUUGGAUUAAGAAAAAAGUGUUUCUAUUUUUCCAGUGAUACCAAAAAUUGGACAGCCAGCAAAAGAUUCUGCAGUUCACAGGGAUCAGAACUUGCUCAUAUUGAUACACGAGAGGAUAUGGAUUUUUUGAGGAAACACGCAGGAACUUCUACGCACUGGAUCGGAUUGAACAGAAAACAAGGAGAGUCUUGGAAGUGGACCAAUGGCACCAUAUUCAAUCCUUGGUUUGAAAUUAGUGGGAAUGGAUCCUUUGCAUUUCUGAAUGCUGACGGAGUCCGUAGUUCUAGGGGAUUUAUUGAUGUCAAGUGGAUUUGCAGCAAACCUAAGUUUUAAUAGAGCAAAGAACUGAAAAAUGACCGUGGUACAUCUAAUGGCUAUACCGUGGAUUAGGAGAUUAUAGGGAAUGCAUUGCAAAGCAGAACACUGCUUUCUGGCCAUGCUGAAAACAGCUUAUCUAGUUAAUGUAUAUCCAGGGGGGACACUACACUUUUCUCAUCUAGUUAAUGUAUAUCUAGGGGUUAAGUCUUGUGUAUGCUCAUAAAUUCUUUAGACCAUGGUAUCACACGGAAUAUUUUAUCCUAUUUUAGCUUGUUUUCUGCACAUUUUUGAUAUGUUCAUUCUGGCACGUAGCCCACUGAUGUAUUGUACAUUGUUUCCCUGAAUGCAUGCUUAAUAAAUAUGGGAGCUUGAGAGCAGCUCCGGGAGACUUCCCUUAGUCUUCCUGUCACCUCUUUUGAUUUGCAUGGAGUCUUGAGUAAUCCUUUCUGCCAUCUUCCGUUUUGCUGGACGAAGCCAAAACCCAAACCCACAAAUGACUAUCAUACUUCAGAGAUAAAGUAAAGGCCUAGAUAGGCAACACUUACUUCUCACUUGUUAUGCUAUUGAAUACAGAAUUUUGUGGGGCACCUGGGUGGCUCAGUCUGUUAAGCAUCUGACUUUGGUUCAGGUCAUGAUCUCAGUGUUCAUGAGUUUGAGCUCCGUGUUGGGCACUG